Capronia epimyces CBS 606.96 is the source of this 300-nucleotide messenger RNA. RefSeq lists its product as uncharacterized. The coding region runs from base 1 to 300 and encodes 99 amino acids. NCBI's taxonomy places the organism in Eukaryota, Fungi, Ascomycota, Eurotiomycetes, Chaetothyriales, Herpotrichiellaceae. The record is from RefSeq and is a predicted model, not a curated record. The transcript has 2 exons.
AUGGCUGGGACGGGGAUCUAUACCGCUUCGAAACAUGCUGUUGCUGGUCUGACCAAGGCUGCAGCCUUAGAAGCUCGACAGCACGGCAUCCGCGUCAACGCCCUGUCGCCCGGCUUCAUCUUGACCAAGAUCGCAGAGCCCGUGGUCAAAUCCGACCCGCAGGUCUACGAGACCUGGAAGACAUUCGAGGCCCGCCAAGGCCGACAGGGCAAGCCCGAGGAGAUUGGUGACGCUGUGGCCUUGUUGUCCUCGACUCAGAUGAGCCUGGUCAACGGUCACAAUCUUGUCGUGGAUGGGUGA